This is a messenger RNA of Zasmidium cellare ATCC 36951, 411 nucleotides long. RefSeq lists its product as uncharacterized. NCBI's taxonomy places the organism in Eukaryota, Fungi, Ascomycota, Dothideomycetes, Mycosphaerellales, Mycosphaerellaceae. The record is from RefSeq and is a predicted model, not a curated record. The transcript has 4 exons. The coding region runs from base 1 to 411 and encodes 136 amino acids.
AUGCAGUUCAAGUUCAUCGCUGCCGCCCUCGCCUCUCUCGCUGCCACCAGCGUUAUUGCAAACCCACUGCCAUACCCUGAGGCAGCUCAGGGCGCUGAGAUCAUGGCUCGUGCCGAGCAGGCUGAGCAAGCUCAGCAAGCUCAGCAGGCCCAACAGGUAAAGCAAGGAAAGCAAUUCUUUGGUGGUCCAGGCGGCCUUGGAAACAACUGGGGACAGCCUGGAUUCGGCAACCAGAACGGAUUGACCGCAUUCGGCUUCGGUGGCGGCGGUGUCAGCCUCCAAGGCAAUGGCUUCAAUGGCAACGGUGGCUGUCCUCCGCAGCUCCAGUGCUGGCAAUGCAAUGGCUUCAACCAGGGCUGGGGAGGAGGCCAGUGCGGCUGGGGUCAAUUCCAGGGCUGCCCUUGCUGGUAA